Entelurus aequoreus (snake pipefish) is the source of this 701-nucleotide messenger RNA. Its product is annotated as zinc finger protein 2-like. Gene Ontology annotation, molecular function: DNA-binding transcription factor activity, RNA polymerase II-specific; RNA polymerase II cis-regulatory region sequence-specific DNA binding. The record is from RefSeq and is a predicted model, not a curated record. The transcript is spliced from 2 exons. Lineage: Eukaryota; Metazoa; Chordata; Actinopteri; Syngnathiformes; Syngnathidae. The coding region runs from base 1 to 567 and encodes 188 amino acids. Gene Ontology annotation, biological process: regulation of transcription by RNA polymerase II.
AUGCAGUUCGUCCAGCAGCUGAUCGGUAAUCCAGAAGAAGUUUCCCCUCAGUUAGGGGGGAGCUCCACUUUGAAGCAGGAGACUCCACAACCACCCUGCAUUAAAAAGGAAGAGGAGGAACUUUGCAUCACUCAGGAGGGAGAGUGUCUUCUAGGACGAGAGGAAGCUGAUUACACCAAGUUUCCACUGAGAAUUCUCUCUGUGAAGACUGAAGAUGAUGAAGAGAAACCACAAGUAGACAACCUCUUAGCUCCACUAUCAGAUAGUGAGGCUGAAGACGAGGUUGAAGAACCUUUGAGCAGCGAUAAAGACUGUGAAGGUGAUAUGAGGACUCACACUGACAACAAACACUCUGAAUGCUCUACAAAGAAGAGAGGUAAAACUUGUUUGAGCUGCUCAGUUUGUGCUGAAAGUUUUACUAAAAAGAGCCAUUUGACUCAACACAUGAGAACACACACAGGUGAAAAACCAUUCAGUUGUUCAGUUUGUGGCAAAAGCUUUUCUCGAAAUUGUGGUUUGACUCAACACAUGAGCUCACACACAGGUGAAAAACCAUUUAACUGUUGAGUUUGUGGCAAAAGCUUUUCUCAAAAUGUCGGUUUGACUCGACACAUGAGAACACACACAGGUGAAAAACCAUUUAAUUGUUCAGUUUGUAGCAAAAGCUUUUCUCAAAAUGGCGGUUUGACUCAACACAUGAG